Messenger RNA from Amphimedon queenslandica, 1183 nucleotides. RefSeq names its product protein XRP2-like. The transcript is spliced from 9 exons. Gene Ontology annotation, biological process: post-Golgi vesicle-mediated transport. Gene Ontology annotation, molecular function: GTPase activator activity. NCBI's taxonomy places the organism in Eukaryota, Metazoa, Porifera, Demospongiae, Haplosclerida, Niphatidae. The record is from RefSeq and is a predicted model, not a curated record. Gene Ontology annotation, cellular component: cilium; periciliary membrane compartment. Bases 69 to 1115 code for a protein of 348 amino acids.
ACCCUUUUAAGGAGUGGUUUGUUACCUAGACAACUGAGACAACAUUGAACAUUCGCCAUAUAUCGAUCAUGGGCUCUUGUUGUAGCUCAUCCAGGACGAAUAAAAAGACUGAUGACGAUGAAAAUGGAGAAAGUAACAAUGGACAUAUGGGAGUAGACUAUUUUCAAAGAGAUGAAAUUGAUGUUAGUAAGUAUGUGUGUCAAGAGCUUAGUAAUGUCACUGUAGUCAAAGAGGCUGGAGAAUUAAAUGGUCAAGCAUUUCAUAUUGAAUCAUGUGAUAAUUGUAUCAUAUAUCUAUUGGAUCAUACUGCUGCUGUUACUAUUGAUCUUUGUAAUGACUGUCAGAUCUUUGUGGGCCCCUGCAAAGGAAGUGUAUUUGUGAGAGAAUCCAAGAGGUGUCAUAUCAUGGCUUCUUGUCAACAAUUUCGUGCUCGAGAUACUGUCCAGUCCACCUUUCAGUUGCACUGUACCACACAACCUGUCAUUGAGAAUUGCUCUAGCAUUAAGUUUUGCUGCUUUAGUGGUUUCUAUCCUCAAUUGAAAGACCAUCUGACAGUUGCUGGUUUAAGUCCACUCAAUAACAAUUGGUACUCAGUCCAUGAUUUCACUCCUCAGAGUGGAAACUGGGUCACUUUAAAACGAGAAGAGAAUUUGCCGUCUUUUGGAUCGGAUCAAGUUUCAAGCACAUCAUUUCAGUCAAACUGCAGCAGUAGAGUUGUACCCAGGACUCUGGGGAUUAAAUUUCAAGAUGAAUACACAAAAACUAGUGUAGUUGUAUUCUUGGAAGACUCUGAGCAUACAAGAGCAUUAAAGUUUAUAGAAAAUGUCAAAGAAAAACUCUCACUUCUCAUUACAAAAGACACAAAAAUGAAAACAAAUGGCCUGCAGCAAUUCUUUUUAAACAAUGCUGCUGCACCCCCUGAUCUUAGAGAUGGAAUGCAGAUUGAGUAUUUACUGUUAGCCGGUGAUCAAUGCAUUCAAAUCUGCUCUCAAGCAUUACAGGAAGACCCUAUGAACACUACUUUGAAUUCUUACUGCUCACCAAAUGAGAGUCAAGCCUGGACAGAUUAUCAGAAGCUGUCUCAUCUCAUAGACAGUGGAAUCAUGAAUAGCUGAAUGAAAGAAAAUCAUUUUUAAAAAUUUAAUUAUUAUUAUCUACUUAAUAACUUCUUGUCAAAAUUUAA